Molecule: messenger RNA, 2603 nt
Organism: Daphnia pulicaria
Lineage: Eukaryota; Metazoa; Arthropoda; Branchiopoda; Diplostraca; Daphniidae
Product: pre-mRNA-splicing factor Slu7-like
Biological process (GO): mRNA splicing, via spliceosome
Cellular component (GO): spliceosomal complex
Molecular function (GO): pre-mRNA 3'-splice site binding
Source: RefSeq, a predicted model, not a curated record
ACAGUACGUCGUGAAUUUGCAAUCCUUCCGUGUUAUUAGUACGUAGUUCGUGAAUUCAUAAUAAGUAAUAACACCGGUUAAAUUAAGCAAACUGUAAAGCGGUCCUACUUUACGUCAUUUAUUUGAAUUGUAGCAUAAUAAGAAUUUUCUCAAUUCAUUUUUAAGCUUGUUGGUGUGACGAAUUUUCGUAAAAUGUCGAACACUUCGAGCUUACCAGUUUCGCUGCUCAUAGCUAGCAAAUCUCAGGCAAUAGUUAGUGAACCUAAAAGAAAAACUCGCGAAGACUGGAGAAAAGCAAAAGAGCUAGACGAGGCCAGAAAAACAGGAUCUGCACCAGCUGCAGUAGAUGAAGAAGGCAAAGAUAUCAAUCCUCACAUUCCACAAUAUAUUUCAUCUGCUCCGUGGUAUUACAAUGUUGGACCAACACUAAAGCAUCAAAGAUCUCAAGAGAAUGAUAAACAAAAACUGUUGACCAAAGUUGGCGAACACUUUCAACAGGGUGUGAAUCCUGAUUCCUUAACAACCAAAUUCCGAAGAGGUGCAUGUGAAAACUGUGGAGCAGUGACUCAUCGAAAAAAGGAUUGUUUGGAAAGACCAAGAAAAAUAUUGGCAAAAUUCACUGGUGCUGAAAUAGCCCCAGAUGAGUUUAUCCAGCCUGAUCUUAAACUUGACUUUGAUGGGAAGCAUGACCGUUGGAAUGGUUAUGAUCCAACAGAACACUUGGGCAUUAUAGAAGAAUUUGAAAAAGUUGAAGACACUAAGAGACAACUCAAAGCUAAGAGGUUAAACACUGGAGACAAAGACGGAGGAGAAGAAGAAAUGGAUAUUGAUGAAGAUAAAUAUGUUGAUGAAAUUGACAUGCCAGGAACAAAAGUUGAUUCUAAGCAAAGAAUUACUGUCCGUAAUCUAAGGAUCCGUGAAGAUACCGCAAAAUAUUUACGAAAUCUGGAUUCUAAUUCAGCCUACUACGAUCCAAAAACUCGUUCAAUGAGAGAAAACCCCUACAAAGAUACUGGUAAAGAAGCUGAACAGGUUGCAUACGCUGGUGAAAAUAUCAUUCGCUUCAGUGGGGAUACUUCAAAACAUGCACAGGCUCAGUUGUUUGCAUGGGAAGCUCAACAUGCCGGUGUUGACGUACAUUUGUUGGCUGAACCCACCAAGGCUGAGAAACUUAAAGUCGAGUGUGUUGGCAAGAAAGAAGAAAUCAAAAGCUCCAUUCAAGAGAGUAUCUUAGAGCGUUACGGCGGUAAAGAACAUUUAAUGAUUCCACCUAAAGCCCUCCUUCUUGCUCAAACGGAACAGUACGUGGAAUACUCUCGAGCUGGGAAAAUUAUUAAAGGGGCUGUGAAACUAGUUGUAAGUUCCCGCUACGAAGAGGAUGUUUAUAUAAAUAACCAUCAAUCAGUCUGGGGCUCUUAUUGGGAAGAUGACCAAUGGGGUUUCCAGUGCUGCUGCUCUGUGAUGAAGAACUCGUAUUGCACUGGUUAAAGAAGCAAAAAUGGGAAAAGUGAAACUGUGAAUCGAGAUAACCCAGCAAACUUUAAAGCCGAUGGGAAACCGACUUGCAAUACCUUGAAAAUAUAAUAAACCUGUUAUUUCUAGAAGAUUCUCAUUAGUUUUAACACACCGCCCUCAAAUUGAUCGACGUGGACGUGAUACCAAUUCGCAAGACUUGUGUUUUGUUAACACAAGGAGUUUACACUGCGCCAGGUGCAUCUCAACUUCAACCAUUCGAACUCUUCGAGAGUUUAAGCAUACGAGCGCCAGUAUCAGUUUUCUAGUUAUUGGACUUCUUGCUCCUUGACAGCUUGGUAUUUUCCUGGUGACCAACUGAACAACUCUAGGGAACUAAGCUGUAGUUUUCUAAGAUGACAUGGAAUCGGGUCUGGUAGUCCUAGAGCGAAGAUCUAUAUGGCUUGGAAGCCAUCGUCCAUUCCGCCCCAAUUACAAAAACUCAUCCUUGCCGAUUUGAUGGUGCAUGGCGAAUAAUUUUAGCCAUUGACAGCAGACAGCAUGUUACUUCUUACACAUCAUUUUGUUCUUGACAGAAGGAAUUGAGUUUUCCAGAAAUCAUCGUUCGGCUUUAUUUAACGUGAAGCUAUUAAAGAAAACUCCAGACGAUGGAGAGUUCAAUCAAAACUCAUAAUAAGGAUUAAGGAGGAAGGAGAGAAAAGAAAACUUCUGUGUGACAAGAUGGAAAACAAAAUAGUGCUUGGAGGGUCGAGAAUCUGGAGAUAUCACUUCUGAACUUGACACUGAACAGCCUGGAAGCUGAAAUUCUCUAAAUUUAUUGCUCAUUGGCCAACAAGGCAACAUUUGAUGAUUCUGAUCUUGAUAAAUGGAAGAGAAUACUUGGUGCAAGAUCAUAAUUUGUUAACUUUUGAAGAGAAAGUGAGGAGAAAAUACUUCAAGGAUCUCAUUCCUCCAACAACUAUGGCAGAUUUUUUCCCGGUUUACUCUUGCCGCUUUUCGAUAUACUUUAUCAAUUGGUGGAAUAUGACGAGUGGUCGGCCGCGCUGAAAUUCAAGAUCGACAAAUUAUAUAAAUGUUUAUAAAUUACAAGUGCAUAUCUGGGCUCCCUUCUUCAGUGGCCCCGUUUCCCU